CGAUAUUUGCAGGAAUUCGUAUUGUUAGGUUUUCGUAUGAUACGCAACCAAUUAUACACACAAUACAAAUGUUGUUUGUUGGAAAAAAUCGCUGAAAACAACAAAAUAGGAGCUGACACAGCUCUGCAAUUGACGUUCGGCAACCCGUUCGUGAGCUCGUUUCUGUGUGUCUGUGCCAGAGAAUGAUCGUAUCUCCUGGUCGGUGUGGUCUUCACUCAGUGUAAGUGCUGUAUUCGGUGUCCGCGAUCCACAAACAGUAAUCGUUAAAACGCGACUCACAAAUUAAUCUCUGAAAUUAAUUCUGACUGUUAUUCUUAUAAAUUUGGCGUGUAUGCAUUGCUGUUUGCUCACUCUCAUCAAGUUUUAAAAUUGCCAAUAACCAAACAACAUUCUUGCAAAUUCCGACCCUCUUCAGAACGUCUCGCUGCUUGAGAAACAAGCAGUCGUAGUGGAAGACGAUGAGGAGGAGGUGAAGAGGAAACCCAGAACGCGGGACACUGAACUGAACCACAAAGAACAAAAACAAAACAACGGCGAGAGUACGACCUGCGUCGAGACUACAUUGAUUGCUGAUUGAGGUAGUAAUCGAGGUCGAGAAGAACAAAAACAAUCCUCGGAGGUAAAUAAUUCAGCAACAGACUGUGUGGGCGAAGAUCGCACCGAAAAACCCUGAGCAGCGUCGCGUCUCGUUUAUCGUUUUCGUUUUUGGAUGAUUCACCACAACACCGUGCGAAGAAGUCGAAGAACUCACGGUUGGUGGUGGUGAUCAUAACAAAGAAACAAAUUUCGGCGCAGAAAACCUCGUGGAUCUCAAAACUAUGAGACGGUAGUUCAUUUCCAACUUCCAAAGCAGAAAGACAUUCAUUGAGCUGGUGAUCAAAAUGACUUCUAGAAGUAAAUCAGCCAGCAGCAAUAAGAAUGAUGAUCAUUCUGUUGAAACCUUGGCAGAGGUGUUCCGAUGUUUCAUCUGCAUGGAAAAACUGCGUGAUGCGCAUUUAUGUCCACACUGUUCGAAACUCUGCUGCUACAUUUGCAUUCGGCGAUGGCUGACUGAACAGCGCUCGCAAUGUCCACAUUGUCGUGCAUCUCUGCACCUUCACGAGUUGGUGAACUGCCGCUGGGUGGAAGAAGUCACGCAGCAACUGGAUUGUCUUCAGGCGGUGUCACACCUCACUUCAGCACGUAAUGAAGAAGGAGAUCGUGAUAAAUGUAUGACACACUUUGAAAAACUCUCAGUGUAUUGCUGGACAUGUCGCUGUUGUAUCUGCCACCAAUGCGCACUUUGGGGCGGUACGCAUUCCGGCCACACAUUUAAACCGCUUGAAGAAGUCUAUGAGCAACACAUCACACAGAUUAAAGAUGAGGUGGCUCAACUACGUCGCCGACUUAUGGAAUUGAUCAGUAUUGUGCAGGAGGUGGAGCGUAACGUGGAGUCCGUGCGCUCGGCGAAGGACGAACGCGUUCGUGAAAUACGCAACGCUGUCGAGCUGAUGAUUGCUCGCCUUGACUCGCAGCUUAAGACCAAGCUAUUGACUUUGAUGGGUCAAAAGGACUCGCUGACACAAGAGACUGAGCAGUUGGAGCAGAUGUUGCACGAGAUUGAACAUCAACUGCACACAUGCACGCGUUCGGAGCUUAUCUCCAAGAGCGGCGAUCUCAGCAGGAUGAUUCACGCCAUUCGUAAGAAGCCUAUGACCAGUUUUGUUACUGCACCAGUUCCGGCUGAUUUUCAUAGUGAAAUUGUGCCGAGCUAUGAUAGCAGUACUUUUGUGAUGCACGGCUUUUCACAACUACAACGUAAGGCAGAUCCGGUAUAUUCAACACCCCUUCACUGCAAUGGUUUGUGUUGGCGACUUAAAGUUUACCCGGAUGGUAAUGGCGUCGUGAGGGGUAAUUACUUAUCCGUGUUUUUGGAGUUGAGCGCUGGAUAUCCGGAGACUUCCAAAUACGAGUACCGGGUUGAGAUGGUACAUCAAGCAAGCCGCGAUUCCUCCAAAAAUAUCGUCCGAGAGUUUGCUUCCGACUUUGAAGUUGGAGAGUGCUGGGGCUACAAUAGGUUCUUCCGGUUGGAUCUUCUGGCAUCUGAGGGUUAUUUGAAUGUGCCAUUAGACACUCUUGUUUUGCGCUUCCAAGUACGCGCGCCUACCUUCUACCAGCGCUGUCGGGACCAGCAAUGGUAUAUCAACCAACUUCAAACUGUACAGAAUCAGUACAUAUCGCAAAUCAACGAAUCCAAAGAGCGUUUGGCCGCGGAAAUAUCCCGCAAUGCGGUGGCUGCACAAUUAGGAAAUCCCAAUCAAGAAUGUGUCGCCGGCGUUGCCGAAGCUUGUGGUAUGACUGUGGUCGGCACAUAUAAUCUUGCCAGUUUGGAACUGUGCUUGCCGACAGGCUCCUCGCAGGCGGCUCUUGGGAAGACUGCGCAUAAUAAUCCGCAUACACUGCAUACUUCUCCUAAAAGCAAUCGUACGUCGGCGACAGAUGUCGGCCAUUGCAGUACGAUGGCUCAGGAAGGCAGCACUACAAGUAUGUCUUCUGAUUCGUCGCUCCAGACGCAGGUGGUUGUUCCGGUCACACCUAUCAAGAUGACCACAAGUGAUGGCGGCGCUCAAGUCAGCGCCGAGGGGCAUGCGACACCAAGGCAACUGAUUGGACUCACCGUGUCUCUCAGCUCGCCCAAUUUACUCACCACAACUACUGCAAAUUUGACUUUAAGUUCAAGCAGUAGUGAUUCGGAUGAUCUCAGUGAGACUGAACUGGACGAAACCGAACAAUGCGACACCAAUCUGAUCAACAUCGAGGAUAGUGCCAACGAUGAAAAUGAUGUGGAUGAUGAGACCAUGUCUGGUGAAAAUGAUGUCGAAUACGUUGAGUUGUCGAUGGCGCAGGGCGUGAUGUUCAACAACGAAGCGGCUGCUAGUAAUAGACGCAACGUUCACGCCACGCCUCCACUCACGUUCAGCGAUAUUUUCCCCGAGUUUAACAACCCGUUUCAAACUACAGCGGCGGCAGACGCCGCACGUUGCGCUUUCGACGGUUUGACGCCCACACCACGUGAUUCACAAGAAUCACAUCAGCUGCCACUAAUCGAUCUAAAUAGAUUGGAUUUGCCUAUGCACAUGCCGGCGACGACUAGCGACGCAGCACCCGCGAGUAACAUUGACCGUACAAAUGGUAACGUUGGCACAAGCGGUACACCUGCAGUUCGGCUCACGCAUCGUGCGAAGAAACCACCUACGUUGAGCACCCCCGCUGCAACUAAUGUCACGUGGACCGAAACCGUGCCACUUAAUCAAGUAACCAAGGAAUCCGUGAUGGGACCACUUGAAUCAUUCCUGCGAUCGAUAAACUGCUAUCCGGAACACGAUCAGCUUAAGAAAGCGAAAACUUCUAGAGUUAAACCUCAACAGCCGGCCAGCGCCAACGCGCCCAACAUUAAACCACUCGCUGUUAUCAACAACCUGAAUAAUCCGGAACAGUUGCGCGUUUUGCGUCCGCCUGCGUUUAUUCCCGAAGGCGGUGACGAAUGGGAGGCGGGUCUUUCGACGGCACGACCCACUUUGGGACUUACAACCCAAGAUUGUCCUGUACCUUCUACGUCGUCAGCAUUCAGUUGGACGCCACCAUUUUCCUCGCUUAUGCAGCUUCCACAACGCGGAAACGCCAACAGGCCCUCCAAACUGUUCAAGCCACUGCCUUUGAAUGAUUUGAACAAACCAGAGAAAGAGCCUAGGGAUAGACAUGACGAACCUCCACAUUCAGCGUAGAGGAUAUCAACCGUUGUAUUAUUGCCUUAGAGCACAGUCGAUAGGACUUGUUUUUGUCUCCAAGAGACUUGCUAUUCCAGUGGUUUGUGUUUCGACUCGGUUUCGAUUUCCAAUUGUUACUUGUGAUUUAUCUUCGUUUGCCGAAGAAGUGUAACUAAAGCUAAGUGUUAAACCGAUACUUAAUUAAGUAAAUUAGAGUAGACGCAUUUUUUAAACUAACAACGAUGCAAUCAAUUUCUUUUAACGUUAAGAUCCCCCGAGAUUUAGUAAAAAUAAAUGCUCGUUGUAUUAAAACAA
This is a messenger RNA of Dalotia coriaria, 4061 nucleotides long. Its product is annotated as E3 ubiquitin-protein ligase TRIM37-like. Gene Ontology annotation, cellular component: peroxisome; aggresome. Gene Ontology annotation, molecular function: ubiquitin protein ligase binding; ubiquitin protein ligase activity; tumor necrosis factor receptor binding. Gene Ontology annotation, biological process: protein autoubiquitination; negative regulation of centriole replication. NCBI's taxonomy places the organism in Eukaryota, Metazoa, Arthropoda, Insecta, Coleoptera, Staphylinidae. The record is from RefSeq and is a predicted model, not a curated record. The transcript is spliced from 10 exons. The coding region runs from base 882 to 3764 and encodes 960 amino acids.